Messenger RNA from Rotaria sp. Silwood2, 736 nucleotides. The record is from the annotation of a GenBank genome assembly. NCBI's taxonomy places the organism in Eukaryota, Metazoa, Rotifera, Eurotatoria, Philodinida, Philodinidae.
AUGGAUACACAAACUUAUUUAGAAGAUUUAUCAAACGAGAUUUUCUUCGAAAUAUUUGAUUAUUUACAUGCACUUGAUAUAUUUACUGCAUUUGCUUCAUUGAAUAAACGAAUUUCAUCGAUAUUACAAUCAAUUCCACUUCAUGUUAUUGUUUCAAUUAUUCAUUGUCGUAAUCAAAUUGAUUUUCUUUCUUCUCAUCUUAUUUUUCAUGCUCAUCAAGUUAUUUCAAUAAGAAUGAGUGAUACAAUUCGUGAUGAUACAUCUAUGAUUAGUUUAUUAUUUAAUCGACAUAAUUUUAUUAAUCUUCAAUUUUUUAUGCUUGUCACAGUCGAUCGAUCAACGAAACUUGAUAAUUUUAUUAAACAAAUAAAAACUUGUGAUAAACUUGUUUCAUUCAAGAUUUCUAAUCCAGAUGAUGAAACUAUGAAUGAAAGUGAUAAAUGUGAAUUAGUUCGAACUAUGUUUAUGCACAAAUCAUCUUUUCUUCGUUCAAUUGUCCUUCAGUAUACUUAUGAUUAUUCCAAUAUUUUAAAUAAUAUUUCACUAACUUCAAAUGUUACAUUAUUGUAUUUAUGUAUAGAUGAUUCACCUUCAAAUAUAUCUAUUCAUUCAAUUUUAUCAAUUCUUCGUCUUUGUCAUAGAGUACGUUAUAUAGGCAUAUUAGUGAAAGAGAACGAUCUAGUUGACAAUAAUAAUACCCUUGUUCCAAUUACAAUACCAUCUAUCAAUGAAAAUG